Polypterus senegalus (gray bichir) is the source of this 2858-nucleotide messenger RNA. RefSeq names its product regulator of calcineurin 2 (gene rcan2). Lineage: Eukaryota; Metazoa; Chordata; Cladistia; Polypteriformes; Polypteridae. Gene Ontology annotation, biological process: calcium-mediated signaling. Gene Ontology annotation, cellular component: nucleus; cytoplasm. The record is from RefSeq and is a predicted model, not a curated record. The coding region runs from base 95 to 820 and encodes 241 amino acids. The transcript has 5 exons. Gene Ontology annotation, molecular function: nucleic acid binding; calcium-dependent protein serine/threonine phosphatase regulator activity.
CUGGAUCGCUGGGCUGAUUCACAAAAUCGCCAGCCGGCGGGAAGUGUUGUGCAGACAGAGGGGUGCAGGAGCUGCGCUGUGAGGCGCUGCAGGAAUGAAAGGAAAGACAUUAUUCAUAGUCAUGAAAUACACUAUUUGGGACCUGGAUUUCAGUUUUACAGAAGAUGUAGAUUUCAUCUUUUAUCCGUUUAUUGAUUACGAGUGGCCAUUGGAAACUGAAUUCCACCAAAUAACAGAUUUCAGUGAUCUGCCUACAUCUCUUUUUGCGUGCAGUGUUCAUGAAUCAGUUUUCGAAGAAAAGGAUGGGAAGGGUUUGUUUGAGUCACUUUUCCUUGCCUAUGAUAACCAUGUGACAUUCCAGCUCUUUAAAAGCUUCAGACGUGUGAGAAUAAAUUUCAGUAAUCCCAAGGCAGCUGCAAGAGCUCGGAUAGAACUUCAUGAGACACAAUUCAGGGGGAAGAAACUAAAGCUCUACUUUGCCCAGGUGUCCAAUCAAGGCACAGAUGGGGAUAACUUACAUUUGGCUCCUCCUCAACCUCCUAAACAGUUCCUAAUUUCUCCACCAGCAUCCCCACCUAUAGGAUGGAAGCAACCAGAUGAUGCCACACCUGUAAUUAAUUAUGACCUCCUAUAUGCAGUGGCAAAAUUGGGACCAGGAGAGAAAUAUGAGCUUCAUGCAGGAACGGAGUCCACUCCUAGUGUUGUUGUCCAUGUCUGCGACAGUGACAAUGAAGAAGACGAAGAGGAACCAAAAAACUGCCCAAAACCAAAAAUAAUUCAGACAAGACGCCCAGACCUUCCAGCAGCAAAGUUUCAUUGAAGAAGCUGGCUGGAUGUGUGAAAAGUGAAAGAUGGAACCAUUUAAUUGUUUCAAGCAUUUUCCAUUGGACUACAGUCUUUGGAUUUAAAUAACGCCUUGCUUCCCAUGAAGACCAGUUGGAAGGGAAGUCACUUGAUAUCUGUGCAUUACCUUGGUAGUCACUCAUAGCCUUCACUGUGCUUUCACUUUAUGUUCUAUUGUUAAUCCAUCAAGGAAAUGUUUGGUUUCAAUUUGGAUUCAAUUCCAGAGAUACUUGAUAAUCAGUGUUGGGCAAACAAAUUGCAUGGCAUUUAAACAGUGCCUUUAAUGGAAUUAGAGUUCAUAUAAAAAGGCCUGCUGUAUCGAAAGUACUGCUUAAUCUUCCAAUCACUGAAUGCUGCUUAACACUGGCAGUUUAUCAAUAUUAUUUAUCAGUUAGAGAUUUUUCUUUUAGGGCAUGUGGGUCAUUUUGUUAAAACAAAACUUGGCUGAAAUGUGCAGCUGCAUGGCAUAUAUAGGCAUUUAGCUUGAUACCUACAGUACACGAACAUCUUGCUGAUUACUGGAAGUGGCAGUUUGUACAAAUGCAUGCACUGACCUUAACACAUUAUUGGCAUUAUCUUAACUCUCUCCUGGAGAGGGAUGCUAAUCAUACAAUAUGCUUUACUGGUAUCUUGUGUUUUUUUAUGACUAACAUUUGUCAUAUGUCCACAAAUUACAAAAUGCAGUGUUUGCAUUUAACUGUCAACUGUGUGUUGCUUUCUAUAACUGUUUUUUAUAGUUUGAAACUGUAGUGAGGUUUGUACGCUGCCAAAUAUUCAGCUAUUUAAGAUGCUACAAGGCAUUCUUUAUGAAAUAGCAACCAAAAAAAAACGCUAAACUACAGAGAUGUAGCAGAUAGCAUUUAUUUUUAUCGUCCUUGUUCAUCUAUUUUUAAAUACAACAAAAUAGAUGUGUCAUUUUGCGGAAAUUGAAUCCUUCGUCCUUGUUGACAAUUUGGAUUGUUUUCCCGACCAGAGAAACAAUUAGCAUAAGUUAUACAUUAGUGGAUAAACUGUAUUGUUAAGAUACCUGUAAACAAUGAAGGGUAUUGGUGAAACAUGAACUCAUACAUUAUGACAUUGUUCAACUGUAGAAGUGUGGAACUGUUACACUAGUGAACCCCAAACUGAUGUGUUUGCUGCCACAGUGUUAUUUUAAGAUCAUCAGUGAGCUACGUCAUCAUUUUUAGCACUGUUUAAUGUUAACAGCAGUAGGUGAUUUAUGAUACUUUUGCAUACUAUAGCUAGAUUUUUUUAUCCAGCUGCCUAUUGUUUAAAAACAUAUAACUGUCACACUUCAUGUCCCCUUGUAAACUGUAUUGUGUUUGUAUUUAAGUUUAAAUGAGUUUUUUUUAAUUGUCCAUGAUUGACCUAAUACUGUUUAACAAUGUUGUUUAACAUUUAUUUCCGUAAAAAUCAUUAGAAUUUACAAUUGCAAGAUAAUGAAAGGAUACUUUGAAAUCUUUUACUUACCUUAUAAAAAGGGUGGUUGCUCUACAGCUCCAGGAAAUUCAGUUCAAUCCCAGACUGACCGCUAUCUGUGUGAACUUUAAAUGUUCAUGCCAUAUUCUUCUCCAAUACUCUUGUUUCCUUGCAUUGUACAAAGAUGGAUUUUAGGUGACUUUAAAUUGUUCCCAUUUGUGUGAGUCUGGGAGUUCACAUGAAAGGCAUUUUAAUUUGUUGCUUUUUGAUUUCAUCUCUUUUAACAUAAGUAAUCUAGCAACAUGCAUGAAUAGCAAUGAAAAUGUGUUUUUCUUAACAGAGGACUGAUAUUAAGAGUUCAGCUUUCGUGCCUGCCAAAAAUGCAAGAAAAUGCAGAUUUACCUACUGUACUUAAAAGUAUGUUUUCUACCAUAAUAAAAGAAUUGUAUAAAAUGCUUGCUUUUAUAAAUCUUGUUGAAAGUAGAGAAGUAAAUAAUGACAUAAAACACAGAUCCUCUGUUUUGUUUCAAUGUUUAAAAUGCCUUGUACAUGUAAGCAACAUUAUAUUGGUACAGGGUAGUGUCAUACUGCAUACA